Messenger RNA from Harpegnathos saltator (Jerdon's jumping ant), 1555 nucleotides. RefSeq lists its product as uncharacterized. The record is from RefSeq and is a predicted model, not a curated record. Lineage: Eukaryota; Metazoa; Arthropoda; Insecta; Hymenoptera; Formicidae. The transcript has 3 exons. Bases 4 to 627 code for a protein of 207 amino acids.
GAAAUGACAGAGGCAAGAGGAAGGACGAGACAAACAGACGACGAUGCGUCAAUGCGAGACGUCGGCCGGGUUCUCGCGAAAGGAACAAUCGCGACGAUUGCGAAAGAUGAGAAGUCCAAUAGAGACUCGACGACCGUUGAGCCUGUGACGGAACAGGUGAAAGAGAAAACCUUCGUGACCUUGCAGGAGAACAGUCGAGAGAAGAAUACUGCAAAAGACGAAGACACAUCGUUGAUUGAUAAAGAGAGAAUCGAAAAGGAAGUAGAAGAAUUAGUCGAGGAAGCGAAAUAUAACGUCUACUUUAGUGGAGUGAACAGAGGAAGAGGAGGAGGCGAAGGUCAAACCAAAAUUUGGAGACAGUUUGCGUGCACAUCGGAACAGGGAAACAUGGCGAAGGUCAAACAGUCGCCGGGACCUUCAGUUUCCACACAACUGAACACCACGCGCAUCACAUCGCCGACCGGUAGAGCGAGAUCUAAAACGUUCCCCCAUUUGAAGUUGAACAAAGUGGACCCUGUUGAGGCAAUGACUAUAAGUAUAUCUGAAGAGGAUCAUGUCAGUGGAAGACCAAGGCACGAAAUAUCACACGAAACAACGCACGUUAAUCGAACUGCUAGAGGAGUAUGAGACGUUCACGUUGUUAAAUGAUCAAGUUCUGGAAAAUCGCAAUUCCAACAUCUUUGCCAUAUCUGUUCGUAUUUCAGGACGAAUUCACUGAAUUGUCGAGCCCUGUGGAUCGUCAAAUGACAGAUGCUUGCCCCUCUUGCGAGCGACAGAAGGUGUGAACGGCAAUUGAUAUCACUUAUCUUGUCAGUCCGAAAUUUAGUUUUUAGGUCAAAGUCUCGUUAUGUCUGAGAUUAACGAGAUUUCGAUCUAAAAUUAAAAAAUUAACGAUUAUAUGCUUUCUAGGAUCUCACACCCACCUCAGAUAAUUAUAGAUAUUAUACUGUUUAUAUGGACAAAAGGAGAUACUUGUGCGAAUUGUGUGCACCGUUAAGUUGUAAAAAGGUAAUGGCGCAAACUCGUCCAACGCGAAUAUGCUUGUUUACUGAAGGAAAAAAGAAAUUAUCAUCCCAUACGUUCGGUUAAAAAAUUCGUUCUGUAAUUGCGCAGAGCUCAUCAAUGAUACAUCGGAAAUCUCUUAAAUUCGCCGUUGAAAACAAUUUUCGUUAAUUUAAAAAAUCAAUUUGCUGACAGAAAAAUAUUUUUGUGCACUUUAGGUGACACGCAAGAUUAACGUCGCAAAGGGACUGCGGUGUAGUAAUUGUGGAGUCUCUCUUCAAGUCGUUGAUGUAAGUUGAAACAGUGACCCAGUAAUGAUCAUCGAAAUUAGGUUUCCUGGAUACUUGCUGCGUUCAUCUUGAUUUAUGACGUUAGAAGCGAGAAAAUACAUGCUCAAAAUCCCGCCUAAUGCGUUAAAAUAAAAGAAUGACGUUCCAAAAAAUGAUACUUGCAGUCAAUUAGUUGCAAAAAGGGCAAAUAUUUCAUUUAACGGAACGAGAUACGAGAUUGACUCUGACGUGCGUUGUCAAAGUCAUCACUCUGAACAACACUC